Notothenia coriiceps (black rockcod) is the source of this 2221-nucleotide messenger RNA. RefSeq names its product wingless-type MMTV integration site family, member 3A (gene wnt3a). The transcript has 4 exons. The coding region runs from base 299 to 1357 and encodes 352 amino acids. Gene Ontology annotation, molecular function: frizzled binding; cytokine activity. Gene Ontology annotation, biological process: cell fate commitment; neuron differentiation; multicellular organism development. The record is from RefSeq and is a predicted model, not a curated record. NCBI's taxonomy places the organism in Eukaryota, Metazoa, Chordata, Actinopteri, Perciformes, Nototheniidae. Gene Ontology annotation, cellular component: extracellular region.
AAACUGCCUGACAAGGCAACAGAGGAAACAUAUCAUCAGAAUUCCCCCUUUGGCAAUACCUGCUGAUUGGGUCCUAAAAACGCAAGCAGCUUUUAACUUUUAAUAUUUGGCUCCCGAGUUCUGCCACGAGUAGUCGCGAAAGAUAGAUUCUCCCUCAGUGUUUUUUGGAGGAGAGAAAUAAAAAUCCACCGGUGCAGAUUCGUUUUUCAUUUUUGUCCAAUCUUCAGUUAAAAUCGCAGUGCGCGUAGGAGCGCGCAUGUAGGCUUUCUGCUGGAGAAGUUUUAGAGAAACUUUAAGGAUGAUAUACCUUGGAUGUUUCCUGUUGCUCUGUGGGCUUACGCAUGUCAUGGCAAGUUAUCCCAUCUGGUGGUCACUAGCAGUGGGCCACCAGUACUCUUCACUGGGCACUCAACCCAUCCUCUGUGGCAGUAUCCCGGGUUUGGUGCCCAAGCAGCUGCGCUUCUGCCGAAACUACGUGGAAAUCAUGCCCAGUGUGGCCGAGGGGGUGAAGAUUGGAAUCCAGGAGUGCCAGCACCAGUUCAGAGGCCGACGCUGGAACUGCACCACCGUCAAUGACAAUCUGGCCAUUUUUGGGCCAGUUUUAGAUAAAGCUACUCGAGAGUCAGCAUUUGUUCAUGCCAUUGCCUCGGCGGGAGUGGCAUUUGCAGUGACCCGUGCCUGCGCUGAUGGUUCAGCCACAAUCUGCGGAUGUGACACACGCCACAAGGGCCCCCCUGGUGAGGGAUGGAAGUGGGGUGGAUGCAGCGAGGAUGUGGACUUUGGGAGCAUGGUGUCCAGGGAGUUUGCUGAUGCGAGGGAGAAUCGCCCUGAUGCACGCUCAGCCAUGAACCGCCAUAACAAUGAGGCAGGGAGAAUGUCCCUCAACGACAACAUGUUUCUCAAGUGUAAGUGCCAUGGGCUGUCAGGAAGCUGCGAGGUCAAGACGUGCUGGUGGUCUCAGCCUGACUUCAGAGUUAUUGGCGACUACAUGAAGGAUAAGUAUGACAGCGCAUCAGAGAUGGUGGUGGAGAAACAUAAGGAGUCCCGUGGAUGGGUCGAGACCCUGAGACCAAAAUACAACUACUUCAAACCCCCAACAGAGCGCGACCUGGUUUACUAUGAAAUCUCACCCAAUUUCUGUGACCCCAAUCCUGAGACCGGCUCCUUCGGCACCCGUGAUCGCAUCUGCAACCUGACGUCCCAUGGCAUAGAUGGGUGUGACCUGCUGUGCUGCGGCAGAGGUCAUAACACAAGGACUGAAAAGAGAAAGGAGAAGUGUCACUGUAUUUUCCACUGGUGCUGCUACGUCAGCUGUCAGGAGUGUGUGAGAGUCUACGACGUGCACACCUGCAAAUAAGGACAUAUGAUUCCUGUCUUUUCUCACCAAAAUUGAAAGACUUCAGUUGGCCGAUUCACAAAUACAGCAACUUAUCUACAAGACAUAAGAGACUGUAAAGCUGUGCGACCUGUGCAUGUACUCCAGUGGCAGGCGGCCUUGUGCUUUGUGCUGAAAAGAGCCAGUCCCUGCCUUGAUCAACUGAAAGUGUUGAUUAGAUGUUGACAUCAUAAAGCGCCAUUCAUGUGAACUGAUAUGAUGGCGAUGAUGACAACAAUGUUGAUAUCUCUAGCGAUGACGAAAGACUUCUGAUGUACUGAUGUAGGAAAGGAGAACUGUGGGCUGAUUGACAAACACCAUAUUGGUGAUUUUUUUUUCUUUCCUGUAUUCCAAGUAGUUAAUUUGUUAAGAAUAGUACAGCACUGCCAAUACUUUCAAGUCAAUGGGGCAAACAAUGAAAGUGUCACAUGUUCUUAUGUUUAUUCAUAAGUUGUUUUUUUCCAACAUGUUGCCAACUUACAUGACACUCAAUAGCAUGCAUUCUCCUCCUCAACUGUAUAUGUAUGUGUAUAUCUGAAAACUAACAUUGUCGUUGUGUGAGUGAGUUUUUUUUAAUAGUGUUAAUAUGUUACUGAUGUUUGGGUAAGAAUGCACUUGCACCUGAGUGAAUGUAGUUAUUAUGCUGCAAUGUGUUUACAUGUGCUCAAAUUAGUUAAGCUAACCAGUUAAUAUUUGCUUUCAAUGACAAUAUGAGCCGUAUCAACUGAACAAUUUCAAAACAAGAAUAUACACAUUUCCGGAAACACCUAAAAACACUGGAAGCUUUUUCUUAAAGGUGGGAUAGGUAAGUUUGAGAAACCGGCUUGAGAUACACUUUUUGUUAUA